Messenger RNA from Colletotrichum destructivum, 957 nucleotides. RefSeq lists its product as uncharacterized. Lineage: Eukaryota; Fungi; Ascomycota; Sordariomycetes; Glomerellales; Glomerellaceae. The transcript has 6 exons. The record is from RefSeq and is a predicted model, not a curated record. Bases 1 to 957 code for a protein of 318 amino acids.
AUGAGAGGCAUUCCGGCAGAGGCGUUAAUUGCCGUCGAGUGGUUGUUCAUCACCAUCGCGCUCUGCCUCAUCAUCGCGCGGAUCAACCUGCGGAUAUUCCACCUCAAAGCUGGAUUCGUGCUCAGCGAUGCCUUCAUCGCCGCGGCCUUCGCCGCCGGCGUCUCCCUGAACGCCGUCGACAUCACGCUGUACCUCCGCGGCGUCUACGAGCCGGAUAUCGACUUCAAGAUGACCAACUGGGUGGCCACGGAAGCGGAGUCGGUCUACGUUUACAGGACGCUGUAUUUCCUGUAUUUCCCAUUCUACUGUCAGCAAUACUUCAACAAGGGCACCCUCCUCGCUCUAUACUACGAAAUAUUCGGCAAAGGCUCUACCAAGAUAAGAGCCUCGCUGUUAUGCCUCGUGGCUUACUGUGCUGCUGGCUUCAUCACGACCAUGUGCAUGGUUUUAUUCUACUGCAAGUGGGGUUGCUACUGGUCGUACACCGCGACCUGCCCUCAGCGGUGUUGGAAAGUCAACGACAACCUCGGCUGGGCUUUCCACUUCAGCUCUGACGUCUUCAUCUUCAUCCUCCCGCUCGUCUAUAUCAGCAAGCUGAACAUGUCGAAAGCGCAGAAGACCAGUGCCAGCGUCACCUUCAGCAUCGGCCUAGUCAACAUCCUCAUCACCCUCACGAGGUGGUUCGUAGUCCAAGCCGUCUUCACCGAAGUGCCAGCCCUCAACACAGGCCAGUUACUGGCAGUCUUGGACGGUCACACAGGCUUGAUCGUCAGCAUCCUGCCCUCCCUCCGCCCCUAUCUCCGCCUUUGGCAGAAUAGAAAUGACUCUCGGCCAGCCAAGAGCAACGCCACAUCCGAGGGCCUCGCCACAGGGAAGGAAGAAACCCCCUCCACAUCCCGCGUAACAUCCUCCUCGCAUGAUUCGAACAACAAGGCCGAAGAGGUGAGCCGCGUAUAG